AUGAUUCUGGUGGACUACUAUUCAAAAUAUAUUGACGCCAUAGAACUCAGAUCAGAGACAACUACAGCAAUAAUCGAAGCCAUGAAAACAGUUUUCGCAUGCCAUGGAAUUCCAGGGAAACUCAGGUCUGAAAAUGGACCACAAUUCAGCUCAGCUAACUUCAAAAACUUCUGCACAGAGCUUGGAAUUGAACAUGAAAGAAGCAGCCCCCAUUUUCAAAGCUCGAAUGGCGAGGCUGAAAGAACAAAAGCCGAGCAGAAACUUUACUAUGACAGGAGAAGAAAUGUGAAGGAGUUAUCACCCCUAGACAAUGGAACAACAGUUAGAAUGGAAACGCCUGGUUCUAAGUCCUUAUCCCAAGGAAUAGUCGUAGAGAAAACAGACAAACCAACAUUUUAUCUAGUGAAAAGCAAAGGGAGACUUGGUCGCAGAAAUCGUGUUCACCUCCACAAAUCAAGUGAAAAUCCCCAGGAUGAAGUGGAUGAACAGGACAUGCCCAUGGAAGACAGUGGUCCCAAUGAGUCUACCAUAGAAAAUACUGCUACACCUCAAGACAGCGACAAACCCGCCAAUCACAAAAAUGCACUCCAAACCAGAUCUGGACGUAUCGUUAAACCUCCAGAGAAACUUUUUUGUGUAUUACCUUAA
This is a messenger RNA of Saccostrea echinata, 648 nucleotides long. RefSeq lists its product as uncharacterized. The record is from RefSeq and is a predicted model, not a curated record. The coding region runs from base 1 to 648 and encodes 215 amino acids. Gene Ontology annotation, molecular function: nucleic acid binding. Lineage: Eukaryota; Metazoa; Mollusca; Bivalvia; Ostreida; Ostreidae. Gene Ontology annotation, biological process: DNA integration. The transcript has 2 exons.